UUUGUGGGAAUACAGCGAAGAUGGAAGUUUCCCCUGAAACUAAACUUAGCAAGCAGUUAGCAUUUAGUUACCAGAGUUUUAGUUCACCUCAGGUGGAAGACGGUUUAUCAUCCAAUGACUUGGUUAAAAAACAUGAUCUCAUCCCUCUGAAGCAGCUGGUCUCUGGUAGCCCAAACCUGUCUGAUCAACAUCUGUCCAACGUCAAAGAGACAAAUGAGGACUUCUCCAGCUGGGGCACACCUGUCCCUGUUUAUGUUGUGUGUAUCAUUUUUGCAGCUGGAGUGACCUUUGCAUUGAUCCUGCAAAUUUACCUGGGUGAAAGUUUGGUAUGUCAUGACAUCACAUUUGCAAGUCAAACCAUUUGCAUCACUGCAUUAUUCAUCCUCACCACUGCUGCUCUGCAGGCCUCUAUAAAUGGUGUGCUGGUGUCGGAUCAUGAGCGCUGCACUGCACUCGGUCAGCGAGUCCUGCAGGAUGGUGGAUCCAGUGUGGAUGCAGCUGUGGCUGGUGCCCUGUGUCUGGGUGUUGUGCAUCCACAUGUGUCAGGUGUUGGUGGAGGAGGAGUGAUGCUGGUUCAUGACAUCCAUAAGAAUCAAACUAGGGUGAUAAAUUUUCAAGGGACUGCACCUAAAACAUUCAGAAAGGAGAUGCUGCAUAAUGUUUCAGGGCUUAAGGCAGGGCUGCAGGUCGGAGUGCCUGGUAUGCUCAAGGGGCUGCAGCAUGCUCACAGCCUCUACGGCAGUCUGUCUUGGGAGGAUGUUGUCAGCAGAGCUGCAGAUAUAGCCAGAGAAGGUUUCACUGUGACGGACAGUCUUGCUGAUGCAAUAUCAAAGGUGGAAGGUGAGCAGCUGUCCCAGCGCUUCAGGGACAUUUUCAUCCCAGAAGGCCGAGCUCUGCAGGCUGGAUCAUAUGUGAGGAUUCCUGGUCUGGCAGGAGUCUUAGAGGCUGGUUUGUCGAAUUUCUACUAUGGGAACUUAUCACAAGAGAUAGAGGAUGAGGUACGAGCAAAUGGAGGCGUCCUGAGCAGAGACGACAUCAGUAACUAUAGUGUGGAGGUAGAACAACCACUUGAAGUCCAGUACAACGACUAUAUAAUUCAGGUUCCUCCACCUCCAUCUGCUGGUGCAGCGCUGAUAUCAGCUCUCAACAUUUUAAGUGAGAACAAUAUCACAGAAAAUAAAACUCACCCCUGGAUUGCUGAGGCUAUGAAAGCAGCUUUAUUUAUGACGUAUGGGUUAGGCAACCCUAAAUAUAACUCUUCAGUGAUGGAGCAGCUGAGCAAAAAUCAGACUGAAAUGCUUCUCCAGAGGAUGAAUCACUCCCACACACCUCCAUCUGACUCUGGACAAGUAGUAGUCAUGGGACCAGAUGACCUCCUGGUCUCUGUUGCAAGUUCCUUGAACAGGCCGUUUGGGAGCAGAAUCAUAACCCGGUCAGGCAUCAUCCUCAACAGCCUCCUCCUUGACUACUUGUGGUCAAAUAAAACUCAAAGACAGCUUCAACCUAAACAGAAAAACAGUGCAGAUUCAGAAGAGAGACCCCUAUUGCUGCUAAUGCCCACAAUAAUGGUGCCGGCUGGGCGUAAAUGUGGCAUCUACACGGCGCUCAGCAGCUCAGGUGGACAAAAUGUUCUACAUACAAUCACUCAGGUGCUGACCAGUGCACUGCUCCUCGAUAAAGAGAAAAAAGACAGCCUCAUCCUGGGAGGAGUCCAGCCUCAACCAAACAGACUUCUUGUUGACUCUGCAUCUCCAGAGGAAAGUGUGCAGUUUAUUCAUGCGGAGGGACACGUAGUUCAGAGAGGGAAAACUAACUCUGCUGUCCAGGGGAUCCAGAGGAGGGAAAACAUCAUUAAGGUCAUAAAAGUCUGAUAGUUUAGUGUAGUGUUAUUGUUCUCAUGAACUUUACUUUUACAAGGGAUAUUUAUAGAGGUGUUGUUUUGCUGCUUUUGUGAUUAUAAAUGUAUUUUGGUGAUGCCUCUAUUGACAUCAGUCAUUGACUAAAAACAUCUACUUUCUAAUUAAAGAAGGCACCUGUUCAUGUUAA
Messenger RNA from Amphiprion ocellaris (clown anemonefish), 2046 nucleotides. Its product is annotated as glutathione hydrolase 7-like. The coding region runs from base 21 to 1871 and encodes 616 amino acids. Gene Ontology annotation, biological process: glutathione catabolic process. The transcript has 14 exons. Gene Ontology annotation, cellular component: plasma membrane. Lineage: Eukaryota; Metazoa; Chordata; Actinopteri; Pomacentridae. Gene Ontology annotation, molecular function: glutathione gamma-glutamate hydrolase. The record is from RefSeq and is a predicted model, not a curated record.